AUGGCGUCUCAACAACCCAUCACCGUUGUCUUCGGCACGGCCUCAUUUGGAAACUACGAGCCCUUCAUCUCCGAGGAGUAUCUGAACAAGGUCUUCUCAACGCUGGAGGCUCACAAGAUCAAGAACCUCGACACAGCCCAACUCUACGGCAAGUCGGAGGAGCGGCUCGGCGAAGUGAAAGCCGCGGAGAAAUUCACCAUCGACACGAAAUGGACAGGCGGCUGGACACCCGGCUGGGCGACCAAAGAGAACAUCAUCUCCUCGGCGAAAGAGAGCCUCAAGAAACUUGGGACCAAGCAAGUCGACAUCUUCUACAUCCACUGUCCAGACCCGCAGACGCCGCUGGAGGAGACCUUGGAGGGUGUCAACGAAGUCUACAAGACGGGCGCAUUCAAGCGGUUCGGGUUGUCCAACUACUCGGCCGAGGACGUACAGAAGGUCUACGACACCGCCAAAGCCCACGGCUGGGUCCUGCCCACCGUGUACCAGGGCAACUACAACCCCGUGGCGCGCAAGCAGGAGACGGUACUGUUCCCGACCCUCCGCAAGCUCGGGAUUUCUUUCUACGCAUACAGUCCUCUGGCUGGAGGGUUCUUGACCAAGACGGCCCAGCAGGUGCGUGACGGGGCGGGCCGCUUCGGCCCAGACGCCCUCGGCGGCAUGUAUCGUCAGAUGUAUGCGCGGCCCAGCCUGCUCGAUGCGCUAGAUAAGUGGGCGCAGAUCGCCGAGGAUGAAGGUGCUUCGCGGGCCGAGCUGGCUUAUCGCUGGGUCACGUUCAAUUCGCCGCUCAAGCCCGAGCAUGGCGACGCGAUCAUUGUCGGGGCAAGCUCGGUGGAGCAGCUCGAACAGUCGCUCACGGGAAUUGAGAAGGGCCCGCUCAGUGACAAGGCUGUCAAGGCGAUCGAUGAGAUCUGGGAGCAGAUCAAGCAUGAGGCGCCGCUGGACAACUUCGCUAAAUAA
This is a messenger RNA of Capronia coronata CBS 617.96, 960 nucleotides long. RefSeq names its product alcohol dehydrogenase. The transcript has a single exon. The record is from RefSeq and is a predicted model, not a curated record. Lineage: Eukaryota; Fungi; Ascomycota; Eurotiomycetes; Chaetothyriales; Herpotrichiellaceae. Bases 1 to 960 code for a protein of 319 amino acids.